GCCAGGGAGGGCGGAGGGAAGCCGCGGAGAGCGCGUGGAGCCCAGCUCGGAGCGCAGCGCGCACUGGCCAGACGACAGCCCUGGGCACCCACUGACGGCCACAGCCAGAGGGAGCUGAGCCGGGACAUUCACUCCAGGCAAGAGAGCCGAAGCGGGCGGAGUCCCUGGGCUGUCUCGCGGACUGGCCGGAACCCUCCCCGUGUCCCGGCUCCCGCGCUGCACCCCUCCGGCCAGCAUGAGGCUCCUGGCGGCUGCGCUGCUGCUGCUGCUCCUGGCGCUGUGCACGGCGCGUGUGGAUGGGUCCAAAUGCAAGUGCUCAAGGAAGGGGCCCAAGAUUCGCUACAGCGACGUGAAGAAGCUGGAGAUGAAGCCCAAGUACCCGCAUUGUGAGGAGAAGAUGGUUAUCAUCACCACCAAGAGCGUGUCCAGGUACCGGGGGCAGGAGCACUGCCUGCAUCCCAAGCUGCAGAGCACCAAGCGGUUCAUCAAGUGGUACAAUGCCUGGAAUGAGAAGCGCAGGGUCUACGAAGAAUAGGGCAAAAAAAAAUCUCAGACAGGAAAACUCCAGACUGGUUGGGAGACUUUGAGCAAAGGACUUUGCAGAUUUUCAAAACUCAAAACAAACACCUUCCUUUCUCACAGGCAUAAGACACAAAAUAUAUAUUGUUACGAGGCACUUUUACCAAGGGUCAGUUUCUACAUUUUAUAGCUGCGUGCGAAAGGCUUCCAGAUGUGAGACCAUCUCUCCUGCGCCCCAGACUUCAUCACAGGCAAAAAGGGGGGAAAUCAUGCCUUUCCUUUAAAACAAAACAAAACAAAAAAGGCGUUUUUGUAUCUGACCAUAUGUCACCAUGCUUUUGAGCUUUAUAUGCGCCCAGGAGGAAAAGUGGGCUUGGUUGAGACAUUUCAUUGCAGGCCUGCUCUGUUCCUGGCUCUGGAAGCUUCCGCUCCAAGGCCCUGGUGCCUCGGCACAGCUGCUGGGGCUCUCCUGGGCUUACAACCAAGGUCACAGCCUCAGUGUGACUCUGCAGUGGCCCCUGUCACUGGGCAUGCAGGAGCAGGUCUUUCUGCACCUUUUCUUUGAGGAACUCAGCUUGGUAGCUUCCUUCCUCCCUGGUCACCUUCGACACACUCUAGGUAUCAACUCCAAGAUCACGCGGUGGCCAAUGGAGGGAGGGCCACUGGGGGCUUUUCUCUGACAUGGGGGUUUGUGAGAGGGUCUUGGCUUCCCUCUGAAUGCUCUGAAAGCAUGUGAAGCUCCCAGCACUUAGUGAAAACCCUAGGAGAAAAUUUACAAAGACAUGCACAGCACACAGCCACAAAAACAUGUUCUACCGACAAGGGACAACUUCUCCCCCACCAAAAAGGGCCACACACACAAAAGCAAUAGACGUGUGACUCCCCACUUAAUUCUGCUGGGGUGAACACAGCCCUCUUUUGGAGGCUAAGACAGCCAUGCGCCCUUGACUUUGUCUACAGCCCGUGAGAACGCCCUCCGCUGUACUACUGUGCUACGUGCUGCAUACAUGUCAGUCACCAGUAGUGUUGCAUGCCGGCUUCAUGUGCUUUCUAAGACAAAAAGAAACAUAAUAAAAUAUAUUUGAAAUGU
Lepus europaeus (European hare) is the source of this 1609-nucleotide messenger RNA. It is a transcript of the gene CXCL14, whose product is annotated as C-X-C motif chemokine ligand 14. The coding region runs from base 236 to 535 and encodes 99 amino acids. Gene Ontology annotation, molecular function: chemokine activity. The record is from RefSeq and is a predicted model, not a curated record. Gene Ontology annotation, cellular component: extracellular region. The transcript is spliced from 4 exons. NCBI's taxonomy places the organism in Eukaryota, Metazoa, Chordata, Mammalia, Lagomorpha, Leporidae. Gene Ontology annotation, biological process: cell chemotaxis; antimicrobial humoral immune response mediated by antimicrobial peptide.